Molecule: messenger RNA, 498 nt
Organism: Linnemannia hyalina
Lineage: Eukaryota; Fungi; Mortierellomycota; Mortierellomycetes; Mortierellales; Mortierellaceae
Source: the annotation of a GenBank genome assembly
AUGUCAACAGUAUACAAGUUCGGACCUCACACCAUCAGCGCAGGUCAGGUUUUUUACAAGACACAGUACUCCCUCGGACUCGUCAACCUGAAGCCGAUUCUCCCUAGACGCAAUGUCCCACGGUUCCUUGACCUGAGUCCUGAAGAGGUCAGCGAUAUGUUCCAGUCGGCGCAGAGGAUAGGCAAGGUCAUCGAGAAGGAGUACGGCGCGACGUCAUUGACGAUUGCUUGUCAGGAUGGACCGGCAGCUGGUCAGACGGUAGCCCAUUGUCAUGUCCAUGUGAUCCCUCGCCGCCUUGGCGACUUUGUCAACAACGACGACAUCUAUGAAAAGAUCACGGCCAACUCGAGCGAGCUGUUGAAGCAUCCCGAGAAGGUGGUUACUAUCCUAAGAAACACUGUGGGCGCCAAGGGGGUUGAUAAUGAGGAUAGACAGCCUCGGACUGAGGAGGAGAUGGCUCAAGAGGCUGCACAGUUAGAGUUCCUCCUGUCGUCCUAG